CACGGUUUGUUUGUUUGUGUAAUGAACGCAUGCCACUGAAUAUUAUAGAUGCAACUCGGCAGGGCUUUUCUGUUCCUGGCCUCAGUGGUACGCACGUUGUUCCUGGCGCGUCACAAUCGAUUUGUCAACAGCAUAAUCGAGCACAUCGCAGGCGUCACACUUUUUACUCACUAAAACAGACCGAUGUACUACAGGGAACAUCGCCGAGGGAAGACGGCAGCGACGCGUUACUUCAUGUUACAGCAAGAGCUGAACCCACAACCACAACGCUGCACGUGCUUAGUCCACAACAUUUCUUAGAAUAGAGAAGAGACGAAUCUGUCCUUCAAAGACGUUUCUAUUGAUCAGCCAUAUCCAUCACCUUUGACUUGGUUUGGAUAUUUUCUCCACGCGUCUUUGUCUCUUUGCUAUAAUUACAUUUCCAGAGCCGUAUUCUUCACGUCGUCGGGCCCCAGCGAGCUUCGUCAAUCAGGUCCCGUUGAAGUUAAAGGUCCCGAACGUUUGCUCAGGAUGACGGUCGAUUCCUUCACUUCGUCAUUACGCGGUGAUAUUUAAAUACAGCCGCUGGCUGUGUGAGCCUUCGAGUCAGUGUUUUCAUAUUGAUCGGCAUGAAUCCUGUUUCCAUAGAUAACGCCGAUCACGCUCUGGUCUUAAGAAACCCUCGUGCAUGAUUUCAUGCUUGCGUUUUGCUGGCUGUAAGCACAGCGAUUGCUGUUCUCCUUGUAGUUUAAUAACCGCGUGUAGCUGCUCCACAGCGACGUACUGUGAGGGACCAAAGUGGGGGUUCGACGUCAGUUCCUCUUUCUUUUCCCCCCCAACAUGGAGUUUAUCUACGCGUGCUUCAUGCUUUGGGCUUUUUGUGAGGUCACUCGGUGCCAUUCGCACGCCGACGGAUGGAUUUCAUGAUAAAUAUGUGCCGUGUAGUGUUGCCAGUCUCUGUGGAAGAGUAUCAAGUAGGGCAGCUGUUCUCUGUGGCCGAGGCCAGCAAGAACGAGACGGGGGGAGGAGAGGGCAUCGAGGUGCUGAAGAACGAACCUUACGAGAAGGAUGGCGAGAAGGGACAGUACACGCAUAAAAUCUACCACCUAAAGAGUAAAGUCCCAGGUUAUGUGAAGAUGAUUGCACCAGAGGGAGCGUUAGUUUUUCACGAAAAGGCUUGGAACGCCUACCCGUACUGUCGCACCAUUGUGACGAAUGAGUACAUGAAGGACGACUUCAUGAUAAAGAUCGAGACGUGGCACAAACCCGACAUGGGAACAAUAGAGAACGUCCACGACCUGGACGAGCAGACGUGGAGGACCGUGGAGGUGUCUCCCAUCGACAUCGCCAACAGAGACGAAGUCACCCACGGGGACUAUAAGCCAGAAGAAGACCCGGCCCUGUUCCACUCCGCCAAGACGGGCAGAGGGCCCCUCGGGCCCGACUGGAAGAACGAGCUGAAGACCGACUGUCCCUACAUGUGUGCGUACAAACUGGUCACGGUCAAGUUCAGGUGGUGGGGUCUGCAGACCAAAGUGGAGAACUUCAUCCACACGCAAGAAAGGCGCAUUUUCACCAACUUCCACCGCCAGCUGUUCUGCUGGAUGGACAGGUGGGUGGGUCUCACCAUGGAGGACAUCAGGCGGAUGGAGGAGGAGACCCAAAAAGAGCUGGAAGAGCUGCGUAAUACAGGUCCGAUUCGAGGCACCAGUGCUGCUCAUGAGCAAUGAGGCAAAUCAACCAAACCCCGUCACGAUGAUGUCAUCAGAGACCACGAUGAGGAGGGGCCCCCGGCGUUGCGUCUCCUCCCCGUCUCACAUGAUUCAUUGGGGGGUUUGAUGAUGAAGAUUGGUUAACAGUACUGUACAGAUUCUACCCCGAUCACAAGCCUCCUGGUCACUACAGAAAACACAUGGUUUUGCAUAUAGAUAUAAAAAUGUAAUGUAAAAAAAGAAGCCCCCCCCCCCCCCCCUCUUUG
Molecule: messenger RNA, 1957 nt
Organism: Gasterosteus aculeatus aculeatus (three-spined stickleback)
Lineage: Eukaryota; Metazoa; Chordata; Actinopteri; Perciformes; Gasterosteidae
Source: RefSeq, a predicted model, not a curated record